Messenger RNA from Dothidotthia symphoricarpi CBS 119687, 1830 nucleotides. Its product is annotated as PTR2-domain-containing protein. Gene Ontology annotation, molecular function: dipeptide transmembrane transporter activity. Gene Ontology annotation, biological process: transmembrane transport; oligopeptide transport. The transcript is spliced from 4 exons. Gene Ontology annotation, cellular component: membrane. The record is from RefSeq and is a predicted model, not a curated record. The coding region runs from base 1 to 1830 and encodes 609 amino acids. NCBI's taxonomy places the organism in Eukaryota, Fungi, Ascomycota, Dothideomycetes, Pleosporales, Dothidotthiaceae.
AUGUCCUCGGGCGCCGCUCUCGAAGUCGCAGACGCCGCAGCGGCAAACUACCCAGCUAUUCAGAAAGGUUUACAGGAUCAGACGAUCUCAGAAAAGCAACACAGCCUCACCUCCACCGACCUCAUGGGCCCGAAUGGCGACGAAUACCCAUCAGAAGCAGACUGGGCCACGCUACGGCGCGUCUACGGCAGGGUAAACUGGAUGAUCUACAUCAUCGGCAUUAUCGAGAUGUGCGAGAGAUUCGCGUAUUAUGGGACGACUAUCGUUUUUGUCAACUUCAUCCAGCAGGAUCUGCCUACUUCGGGACCAUUUCCGGCAGCGGGUGCUGCGGGCACGAAUGGACAGGCGGGGGCGCUGGGUAUGGGACAGAGGGCUUCUACGGGACUUGUUCAGUUCAAUGCGUUUUUCUCUUAUAUCAUGCCUAUGGUCGGUGGCUGGCUGGCAGACGAGUACUGGGGCAAGUUCAAGACCAUCUACCUUGCCAUCGUGCUAGCCACCAGCGGCCACAUUUUCCUGAUCAUCGCCGCCAUCCCCGCGGUGAUAGCCAUGCCCAAAGGCGCUCUGGGGCUGUUCAUCGUCGGCCUCAUCUUAUUCGGCAGCGGAGUCGGUCUGUUCAAAUGCUGCAUCUCGCCUCUCAUUGCGGAGCAGUACGAGCACGAGAACCCCCGGGCCCUGAUCCGCGUCGAGCCAAGCGGGGAGCGCGUCAUUGUCGAUCCCGGAAUCACAAUAUCCCGCAUAUACAUGCGUUACUAUCUCUUGAUCAACAUCGGCGCUUUGGUGGGCCAGAUCUCUAUGGUCUAUGCGGAGAAGUAUGUGGGCUUUUGGCUUUCGUUUACGCUUCCUACUAUCCUCUUCGUCUUCUGCCCGCUCUUGAUGGUGCUGUUCAGCAAGCAUUAUGUCAAGAAACCACCGCAAGGAGACGUACUGGUCAAGUCAGUGAAACUCUACGCGCUGGUCCUAAAAGGACGAUGGUCGCUCAAUCCGGUGCGGACGUGGAGAAACCUCGAAGAUGCGAACAAGUGGGAGAAAGUGCGGCCGAGCACCAUGACCAACAAGCCCAAAUGGAUGACGUUCAACGACGCCUGGGUGGACGAAGUACGCCGUGGAUUCAAAGCCUGCUACGUGUUCCUCUGGCUGCCCAUCUUCUGGCUGCCAUACGGACAGAUGACAUCAAACUUGACAUCCCAGGCGGCCACCAUGCAGCUCAACGGCGUUCCAAACGAUGUAGUCCAGAACCUCAACCCCUUUACACUUCUCAUCUUCAUCCCGAUAUUCGACAAGUUCUUCUACCCCUGGCUUGCGCGCAUCGGGAUCAACUUCACGCCCCUGAAGAAGAUACAAGCCGGCUUCGCGUGUGCGAUGCUCAGCAUGGUCGUCGCGGCCGUAGUGCAGCACUUCAUCUACGCCAAGUCGCCGUGCGGAAAGGGCGCCAGCUCCUGCGACGAGACGCCCAAUCUCGACGUGUGGGUGCAAACGCCAGCGUACAUCCUGAUUGCUUUCUCGGAGAUCUUCGCCUCCAUUACAGGCUUGGAAUACGCAUACACAAAGGCUCCUAAAAAUAUGCGCAGUUUGGUUACGGGCGUGUUCUGGUUCACACAUGCGUUCUCCUCGGCUAUCGCGCAAGCGUUUGUGCCCCUGGCUGCAGACCCGCUGUUGGUCUGGCUCUACGUUACCAUUGCCAUUCUUACCUUCAUUGGAUGGGUGGGUUUCUGGUGGACGUUUAGGGAUUUGGACAAGGAGAACGACAGCCUCGACAAGUUGCCUGAGGGAGGCUUCCAGUCUGACUUUGAGCGUGCUGCGGCAACGAAAGAGCCUGUUGAGAAGGUUUAG